CCCCUGUCGCUCCCUGAUUGGACGAUUCAGGAGUCUGCCAAGGGGGCUUAAAGGCAGUGGGCUGAUUAAAGUAGAUUAUGAGGAGGACAGGGGGCGAGACGGAGCGUGUGCGUUGGCAUCACACUCUGGUCGCCACAGCGAUGGCCUCGCCGUGGACACACUGCAGCAUCCUCCCCCUCCUCCUCUGUCUCCUCGCUCUCCAUCCGCAGUCGUCCACCUGCCUCGACCGACAGCCUGCUGACAGUGCUGCUUUGUCUCCAGUCCAUGAUGAAGUGGUGACACUUACUGAUGGCGGGAUGUGGAUGGAGGACAGUUUGGUAACUGCACAUCAACCACUCAGACCAAUACGGCAGUCUCCAGACGCAUCACGGAGGAAGUUACUCCAGACGCCAGGAGCUGCGGUUCCCUUCCCCCCCCUCAAGGUGUCGUCCGACGGGGAGCCGUGCGUCAUGUUCCAGGCCAGGAAACUGUCCCUGCGCUACGAGAAGCAGAGGCAACUGGACCUGACGGAGCGAGCCUUCUCCCCGCAGAAACCAGUGGACACCAGUCAGUCCGCCUGCAGCCUGGACAAGGCCACGCUGGUCAUGAGGUUUGGAGACGUGGACGAUUUGAGAGGCCUGUCCAUCCGACUGCAGCUGUCCAACACUUUCUACGAGUCCUCGGGUCAGUGGUGGUUCUCCGUGGACAGCGUCUCUCUGCUCUACAACGCGUCCGAGGAGGCCGUGUUCAACGCCAGCGAGGUGUACGCGCCGGCCUCCUCCUCCUACCACUGCCUCCACGUCAGCAGCCUGCAGCGCCACAGCGCCCUGCUGCGGCCCGUCACCGACCACGCCCGCCGCUGGGCCGUCACCUUCACCGACUUCCAGAUUCAGGCCUUCAACGUCACCUCCAGUAAGUUCUCUCCCGCGAGCGACUGCGCCACCUUCCUGACGCCGGCCAUCCUGAUGGGCCUCGUCACCUCCCUCAUCCUGCUGCUGGUCCUGGCCUACGCGCUGCACAUGGUCGUCCACCUGAAACACAUCGAGCACGACAACGACGAGCACAAGGCCGACGUCUACUCGCCCCACGACCCCGAGCAGCCGGAAUACUGCUACGUGGAAAACAACGCGGAGAAAAACAUUCUCUAGUGUCGCCGCAGGAAGAUGAUUAAGAGACUGUUUUCAGAUUCUAAGCUGCUGACAGCUGAUGCCACACCAAUUUUAUAUAGAA
This is a messenger RNA of Scophthalmus maximus (turbot), 1209 nucleotides long. RefSeq names its product ATPase H+ transporting accessory protein 1 like a (gene atp6ap1la). The transcript has 8 exons. Bases 78 to 1127 code for a protein of 349 amino acids. Lineage: Eukaryota; Metazoa; Chordata; Actinopteri; Pleuronectiformes; Scophthalmidae. The record is from RefSeq and is a predicted model, not a curated record. Gene Ontology annotation, cellular component: proton-transporting V-type ATPase complex.